GAGGUGUGGUGGAGGAAGUGGAAGAAUGAGGAGAGGAUUUGAUCACAACACGAAAAGGCUAAAGAUCGCUGCUGCUGGUCAUUACACCGAAAGAUCCCAACUCUACAACACUGAGGACAUCUGGAAAGAGAAAAUCCAAUGUCCGAGAUAAGAAGGAAAAACUUCCGUGUCACAGUGUGUUUAGCAAGAAACAAGUUUUCUCCUCAUUUUGUCCCAGGUUCUGAGAUGAUUGAGACGCAGGAGGACAUCUACGUGGGCUCCAUUGAGACUGACCGGGGGGUGCGGGAGCAGGUGCGUUUCUACGACACCCGGGGGCUCCGAGAUGGGGCUGAGUUGCCCCGGCACUGCUUCUCCUGCACUGAUGGCUAUGUCCUGGUCUACAGCACGGAUAGCCGAGAGUCCUUUCAGCGCGUGGAGCUGCUCAAGAAGGAGAUUGACAAAUCCAAAGACAAGAAGGAGGUCACCAUCGUGGUCCUCGGCAACAAGUGUGACCUGCAGGAGCAGCGGCGUGUAGACCCGGAUGUGGCUCAGCACUGGGCCAAGUCGGAGAAGGUGAAGCUUUGGGAGGUGUCGGUGGCUGACCGCCGCUCACUGCUGGAGCCCUUCGUCUACCUGGCCAGCAAGAUGACCCAGCCCCAGAGCAAGUCUGCCUUCCCCCUCAGCCGCAAGAACAAGGGGAGCGGCUCCUUGGAUGGCUGAAGAGCUGCCUUGCCAGCCCUGGAAGAUGGGUUGAGGGGAAAGGGAGGUGGGGUUUAGGCAAGCUGUCCUUCCCAGUCAAGGGGGGAGCUCCCCACUAGGCUAGGCAGCUGGGCUGUUCCAGGCUCAGGUCACUUUUGCUCCCUCCCAACUCUGGGAAAUGCAAAUAGUCUAGGUUAGUGGCCCCCCAGCCCCCCAGCCCCCAUCCUGCUGUAUCCUAACAGCAAUGGAAAGCCAUUGAUAGGAUUUAUGCCAGCGAAGUGACAUGAUCAGUUUUUGCUUUUAAGCAGGUCUAGGGUGGUUUUGGAUCACUGUCCCUUCUACCGGCCCUGGACAGGAAGCAGAGCUGUGUGUGGAAAUGCCCAGUCUACGGUCUGAUUCCUAUCGCAGGGGUCUUACACCUCCGGGUUUCCUGCCAAUCUCACACACACACACACACACACACGCUUGUGGCACCAGCCUGGAUUCUAGAGAAAGCGCAUCCAGGUAUCUUGUUUGUGUGUGUGUGUGUGUGUGUGUGUAGAUGUGCACACGUGUGUGUGCUGGUGUUCAGGGUGCCUCCUCAUCCAACACCCUGACCUCUCCUGUCCUCUCCUGGGCUGAAAGAAGCUAGCCUCCUGGGAGCAUAAUUUUCUGUUUCAACUCUUCCCCCAGCUGUUUUGCUUCCUCUUCCUGCUCAGGGAGCAUUUCCUUGGUUGAGGUGGAAUGGAAUGCCGACUGGGCUGGGAGUCACCAGCUGGCUUUGUGGCCCUGCAAGGCCUUUCCCCUCUAGUUUUCUCAUCUGUAAGGUGACGGCAGUUGCUUAGAUGAUCUAGAUCCUCUCCAGCCCUGCGUGGGUUGUAUACUGCCCAUGGUUGGGCUGGCUGCACUGUUCCCUAGCUUCUCCCCUUUCAAGGUGCUAUGCCUGUGGCCCUGGAGGCUGGGACACUGCUCCCCAGCCCCCCCAACCACCAGGGGGCAGGAGUGCACUACCCACUCUAGUUGCCAGAGUGACUGCCCAGUGCCCUAUCAGCGGACCUCACAGCCCUGGGGACUGGUCGUCACCCUUUCCUAUGGUUGUUUUCAGCUGAUAGCUGGACUUCUAUUUAUAAAUUACCUGUGUUUAUAUGCCUGCCGCCGUGGUGGAGGCUGGGCAAGGUGCUCGUCUAGCCCUCCCUUCUUACCUCAGAUGCCUGAACAGAAUAAAGCCGACCAAUAGCAGCUUCUCAGGAGCUGCCAGAUCUCUGGGGGCUCAGAAGGGUGGUUACGCUUCCAACACGCUGUAAAGUGAGCUGGUAACCCACAACUUCCCGUGCCCACUUCGUGCUUCUGAUGUACACACCUAGCAUAGGUGAAGACACUACAGCCAGGUGACCUCCAGUACACGCCCCUUCUCCCCAAGAUGGGAGAGGUGAGCAGGGUCAGGUGGCCCAGGCUGGGCGAGUUAGGGCGUGUACAGGCUCGGGCUUAAAUUGAUUUAUUGAUGCGUUGGACACAAUAAAACCACAACUGUUAUCAAAAA
Molecule: messenger RNA, 2197 nt
Organism: Mesoplodon densirostris (Blainville's beaked whale)
Lineage: Eukaryota; Metazoa; Chordata; Mammalia; Artiodactyla; Ziphiidae
Gene: NKIRAS2
Product: NFKB inhibitor interacting Ras like 2
Exons: 3
Coding region: 139-699 (186 amino acids)
Biological process (GO): canonical NF-kappaB signal transduction
Molecular function (GO): GTP binding; GTPase activity
Source: RefSeq, a predicted model, not a curated record